GAACCUUGAACCUACUUUAACAAGCUCUUUUCUAGCCAGCAGGGCACCUUUUCAUUCUGGAAACAAGAGUAUACUUAGAUGAUGAUAUACUAGAUCUACACAUUCAUGUCAUGUCAGAGUGCUUGUCCUCUGAUCAGCUUAUAUAUUAAUCAAAACUGUGAUAGUCUAGACCUACAAGCAGCAUUCUACUUUAUCAUUUGACUAGAUACCGGUAGAUUUUCUAUCUAUUAAAACCCAAUGGCCACUCAAGACUUCAAGACCUCAGCAGCCAAGGCUUUCCGUGAGCACUAUGACAAACUGGUGAAAUCCAUACAAGAAGCAGACCUGCCUAUGUUGGGAGCUCAGUUCUUCAGUCGACAGAUAAUUUCCACCGAGACAAUGGAAAUGGUUGGAAAUGCGUCCGCCUCGAGAGUUCUCAGGGUAUCCAAGUUGAUGCUAGCUGUGAUGGCUCACCUGGACGUACAUCCGGACAAGUUUGAGAGUGCCUUGGACGUCUUCAGAGAGGAGCUGGUGUAUGCUGAAAUCGCCAGUCUCAUUGCAUCGUCUAUUGGCAAGUACUCUACCGACUCUCAAUCCUCUUCCACCGUGCACAUGCCUCCACCCACAUCAACUAUUGGAAAAUAUGCAACUUACCUAAGAGAUGUGUACCUUCGAUCAAAGCUCCCCACCAAAGGAAAAUGGCCUCCUGCUCCUUGUAAAAAGAUCAUCAAGCUAGCUACUAUUGAAAUUGAAAAAGAUUGCUUUAAUUUAGCAUCGUGUAAGCUAAAUAGAUCCGAAUCGAUUGAUGAGUAUAUGCAAAACAAUAGCAUGAAUCCCAUUUCAAUGGAAGACCUUUUAACUGAAAAAGAUGGCUCACUACCAAGGGCCAUAAUCAUUCAAGGGGUCCCAGGAAUAGGCAAGUCGACUUUUGCAUGGAAGUUUUGUAGAAAGUGGGCCAAAGGGAAGAUUUAUCAGCAGUAUGAUCUGGUUGUUUUGUUGCGCAUGCGUGAUACAAGAGUGAGAGAAGCAACUAAACUCAGCAAUCUCUUCUUCUCAGAAGAUGCUGAUUUUUCCAAAGAAGUUGCAAGGUCAGCUGUUUCUAGUAGCGGAAAAGGCAUUCUCAUCCUGAUGGAAGGAAUAGACGAGCUUCCAGCUUCUUGUUUAGCUGAUGGCAUGCCUCUUUCUAACUUGCUUCAAGGUGAAUCUCUUCCCAAAGUUACCAUCAUAGUAACCAGUAGACCCUGGGCUGUGCAGACACUUGAGGAAAAGUGUGGCGAACAGAUUUCUCGACAGGUAGAAAUCUUAGGAUUCACGAGAGAUGACAUAUUGAGGUACAUUUCACAUGCUUUCACAGAGGAGGAAAAGACAGAGUUCAUGGAGUACCUCCGCUCCCACCCUCAGCUGGAGUCCAUCAUGCACAUACCACUGAAUGCCGCUUUUGUCGUUCAGAUCUACAAGCAAUUUCAUCGCUCUCGGCAAGUUAUCCCUAGCACGUUGACCCAGCUCUACACAGCUCUUGUUGAGGGCCUUUUGCUCCGCUACAUGAAGGUACAUGUAAAUCCCGAUCUUAACCAUGUCAGCGUUGUCUAUCUUAGUAGUUUGCCCGAACCAGUACAAACCGAUUUCCAUCAGCUUUGCCUACUAGCUUUCAUGAGCUUCACCAAGCUGACUGUUCAAGUCACGUUCACCAAUUCAGAAGCAGCUUUGUACGAGUGUUUUGAUUUCCUGGGUCUCAUGCAGUCCUCAACUGAACUCACCAUAAAUACUGGUACCACUGUAACCCACAGCUUCCUCCAUUUCACAAUCCAGGAGUUCCUAGCAGCUUACCAUCUCUCAAGACAACCAUCUCAAGUGCAAGAAUUGUUUUUGGAAGUUCACAGCAAAGAUCCACAAUUUUCUAUGCUUAUCACCUUUCUGGUUGGAUUAAACAACAGUGUUCUGCACUGUCUUCAGCUUCCAGACUCGGAUAUUCUAUAUCUCUCAACAUUUCACUUGCACUUGUUGUAUGAGACACAAUCCCCCAAGAAUGUAUGCAAGUUCUUGGGAAAUGAGACUGUGAGUUAUUGUCCUGCCCUAACAAGUACAUCACUUGACCUACAUGCCCUAGUGUAUUGUCUUCGCUCCAGCAAUUGCCGUUGGUAUCUAAACAUCAGUCUACAAAAUUUAUCAUCUCUCUUUUUCAAUCCCGAUGAGUUUUACCAGGGCCACAUAUGGGGACUAGUGAUUAGGGAUGCCUCUGUGGAUAACCUUAAAUUGUUCUUUUCCCUUCCCAAACAUAUCUUUUCCAUCUAUCGACUGAUAAUUACGGCAUGUGAACCUGUUGGUUCUGUUGUUCAAGAUAUUUUAUGUGAUGGCCGGCUAACGGAAUUGAAACAAUUUACAAUAACUUCAAAUGUGUCUUGUAAUGUAGCAUCAAUGUUUGAAAGUCUAUUUCCUUUUCACCCUAACCUUGUUCACAUUGGAAUCCAAACGACUGUCAUCUCAUCCUCUGAUAUGGUUGGAUUAUGUAAAUAUUUGAGUUCACGAUCUCAGUCUGAGUUUACAUUGUAUUUUACACAAAACAUUUUUGAGAAUGAGUCCCUUCAAUUACUGAUUAGCACCGUUGCUUUUUCGAAGUUUCUUACCCAUUUGGAGCUUUCUUUCAACAAUCUCUCAACAGAAGUAGUAGAAAUGCUUUCUGUUGCUCUUUCUACUAACUCAUCUUUAAAAACGUUAGGAAUUAAUAAUUGUUCAAUCGAUGGUGAAGCAGCUGAACUGCUGUCCAAUGGGCUGGAGGAAAAUCGAACUCUCCUUGGAUUGGAUCUUCGCUGUAAUCCCAUCAAUAUGAAUGGAGCUGCUGCUCUGGCUUCAAUGCUUGCAGUAAACACUUCAUUAAAAAUGCUUUGCCUUUCACACAACAAACAAAUUGGGCAUGUGGGAGCUCUAAGACUGAUCAGUGCACUACAAGAUGACAACAAGACUCUUGAAACACUUAGCCUCCCUGCAGAAUUUGAACCAAUUGAAUAUGGAUCGAUCUUGAUGGAUGAUGUACGAAAGAGUGAACGCAUCAAAUUUAUCGAGAAAAUAAGUUCAAAGUUGAACACAAUAGCACACAAUUUUACGUCAUCAGAUGUAUGGCCUUAUGAAUAGUUUGUUUUUGAUCGUUAUUUGAUCGUUAUUAGUGUCUCACUAACACCAAUGAAUAGUUUUUGAUGCUGUUAGUGUCUCACUAACACUAUGCAUUCAUUCUAAUUAUUUUGUGUUUACCAACUUUGUGCAAUGUUUGUGCUUUUAUACACACUAGUCACACUUAUAGUCAUGAAAUUACCUCUUUACGUAUUCUGUCUCAGUCAUUCACUGCUAAUUAUAAUCAUAAUUAUAGCAAUUUCAGCAGACAUUUUUAUUGCUGCGCGCAGCGCAAUAAACUGUUCCGAACCAUUCCACUAUAAAUAAUUAUACAUGUACGUAGAUUCACAUUAGUAAAAUCAGUGUUAUCAUAAUUAUAAAUCUGCCACUAUUAUAAUUAUUAAAAAUUGUUUCAACUUAA
This is a messenger RNA of Halichondria panicea, 3505 nucleotides long. Its product is annotated as protein NLRC3-like. The coding region runs from base 238 to 3108 and encodes 956 amino acids. The record is from RefSeq and is a predicted model, not a curated record. Gene Ontology annotation, cellular component: cytoplasm. The transcript has 2 exons. NCBI's taxonomy places the organism in Eukaryota, Metazoa, Porifera, Demospongiae, Suberitida, Halichondriidae.